Molecule: messenger RNA, 1110 nt
Organism: Seminavis robusta
Lineage: Eukaryota; Bacillariophyta; Bacillariophyceae; Naviculales; Naviculaceae
Source: the annotation of a GenBank genome assembly
AUGCUGGCUACUACCAUACACACCUGGUCGCCACAGGAUCUUACCAAAGACGUGGAUGGAUUCCAGCCAAUCCCCGACAAUGACUACGUCAAACAAUAUGAACGAAAUCCAGAGCUGUGGCCGGUGGAAUUUUUUCUCAUUGCCUAUCGUCGGACCCAAAGUGGAACAACAACGCAAGUACUGGUACGAGAAUCCGCCAAUGGAACGUCCAAAUGGGGAGUCGGGACCGGUGUUCCGGCAACGCGAUGGAUGCUGUCGUCGGCGCAACAGCCUCCCCGGGGGUAUCAAUGGUCGGAACCAACGUUUGAUGCCAGCAAUUAUCCCGAGUUUCCAACAACAACGAAGGGACAGGAAUCCUGGACGUAUCGAAAAAUUGACAUUCAAGAAAAUGCCUUUCAUGAUCCAAAUGCUCCCGAAGUCCAGGAUCCCGAACUCAGCGCAUACGCAACAAAGAUUUGGAAUGGUUUAACGACGAAAUUGGCAAAGCAAUUGGAAGACGAAGAGGGAGACUCUUGGGAAAAGUCCAGAAACUUGGUGGUCCAAAGUGUUUUGGAAAAAGACAAUUGCCUGGCUGCUAUUCAUGGCACACUUCGAAUGAGUGGUCUCUUUUCGCACAAAGACGACAAGGAUGAAAACAACCCUCAUCGUUACGUGAGCUUUGAUGACUCUAUGGCGGAUCCUAUCAAACUCGUCGAAUCCAUGCGAAUCUACACCAUGUUCCCACAAAUGCCAGAUCCCAUGCCACUGCCAGGAACUUCAGCAGAGGAACUGCAACAGGAGAUUGAAACUCGCGACGCCCGAAUGGCCGAGACUGGCAGAAAUCCUCACAAGGACCACCACGGGAGAAUCUACACCCACAAAUCCACUUCCAACGUGAGCAACACCAUUAUUGGAGUCUAUCUCACAUUGGACGCUACAGAUAUCCCCGGGCUGGAGGACGUUCCCGCGGUGGACUUGUUUGGGAGUCGGAAAAUCCAGCGGCAAUGGAUAUCCCUCCAAGAUCUCAAAGUGCUGGACGAAGAAAACAAAAUCAGCACAGACGACACCAAACCAACGUUUAUAUCUGGUUUUAUCGUCCGACAGCUAGUGAAGGAGGGGGUUAUUGUGUGA